This is a messenger RNA of Carica papaya (papaya), 2295 nucleotides long. It is a transcript of the gene CCB3, whose product is annotated as cofactor assembly, complex C (B6F). Gene Ontology annotation, cellular component: chloroplast thylakoid membrane. The record is from RefSeq and is a predicted model, not a curated record. Lineage: Eukaryota; Viridiplantae; Streptophyta; Magnoliopsida; Brassicales; Caricaceae.
UCGAGUUCCUUAUCCUGCAGACUUCUUCUCCACCUAAUCUACCCCUUUGGAUUGUUGAUUUCUUGUCUCCGUUAUUUCAGUUUUUCGCGUGGAAUGGUAGCUAUAUCAUGCAAAUUCCCUUUUCCUUUCUGAUUUAUGAACUGGGUAAAUCAAAAUUGAGGAUAUGGAAUUUAAAUUGUUUUGUUAAAUGCUUUAGUAUUGGGAAAAAUUUUAGGAUUCUAAACCAGCAUGGUAAUGUCUGUGAAGAAUGCCCACUUCCCAAAUUAGGCUAACACCUUAGAGUUGAUGUUAGAAGUAGUUUAAGCAGCUGGGGUUUCUCCAAAAUGCCACAAAAAUUGAAAUUCAUUUACCAUGUAUGUGACCUUGAGGUGUCUAUAUGAAUUCCAUCGUACUAAUCUGUACCUUACCAAUAUACACACAACCACAUAUAUAUACAUGGUUGUGCUUCACCUGCCCGUACUUUUUUUCUUAUAAGGUCAAAUUUUUUGGGUCAUUUGUACAUAUAUAUGGUUUUACAGUCAAUAGAAGAAACUUGUUUUUAAGCAGAAUAUUGCAUUGUGGGACUACCGUAACCUUGAAAGAGAUUUCUUGUAUUUACAUUGCUUUUAUGUGUCUGCUAGUUGAAAUGUAGCUGAUCCCAUAAAAUAGCUCAUUUCCUGCUCAAAGGAUUGUGACAGUUUUUGUUGGUCUUAUGGGAAAGAAGCUCUAAAAACUAGCAACAGCAACAAAAACUGUUUUAGAUCAUGUUUGUACAACAUGCAGCUGGAUUUUCUUAUGUUUAUUGCAUUAGGUGCAGCAUGGUAGGCUCAUAAUAGCUAUUUGAAGAUCUGAAUACAAGGUUCUUCCUCUUUUUGUUUCUUAUUCCUGGAAAACAUAGUGAUCUUAGAUUUUGUUGGCUUACUGGAAAAAUCUGGAGCUUUUUACAUCCUAGGAAGCUGCUAUGAUAGGGAAUGCAUAGAUUAAGAAGUAGGUUUUGAGCUGUCGAAAAAUAACAUGCAUCAACUGAUAUCUGGGGUUAAAGGAUUUUCUUAUGGUGAAUUUCGGCUCAGACAAGGGUUCUCAAUAUUCAUAAAUUUGCUACAUGCUGGAGAUGAAACAACAGUAGAAGUCACAAUGCACUCUUUUAGGUAAAAGAAAACAUAGUUAAAUUUGAUUUAUGUUAGAUAUCACUCUAGAAAUGAGCAUUCAUUGUAACAAGCAGCUGUCUUAUUCAGAUCAAAAUUGAUUUUGAAUUGGCAUGGUGAAAGGAAAUUUGAACUUUCAGGCAACACCAUAAUGGCCUCGGUAUCUAUGUGUUGUUUGCCCCUUGACAAGUUUAGUAUGACAUGAAUAAUGGCUCACUGUCAUCUUUUUCUGGAAACUGCUUGGUUUGAAAAAAAAUUUGAUGUUGAAGUCUGAUCAGUCCUUAUUACAUUUAAAAGCAAAAUGAUGAUAGAACUAGGUAUCUCUAACUGCCAUCUUGGUUGUAAGUUGUCAAGAAUCUAUAGAUAUAUAAGUAUCUGGUUUUAAUUGAUGAACACCAGAUAGAUCAUAUUCCAAAUAAAAACUUUCACUUGACAAUAAAGUUUGCCGCCAAAAGUUCCAAAUCAAACACCAUUUUCCAGUCUACUUGUGUGCUAUAAAUCAUUCGCUAGAGAUUGUGAGACUUCAUGCUUGCUACUGCAUCAUUGAAUGAGGGAAUAUUAAAGCAUCCACCUGGGCAAAAUCCAGGUUGUGGCUCUCAAGUCAUAAAUUAUCGUCCAUACUUCCUCGUGGCUGCAGCAUCAUUUAACCUUGAGCCUGGACCAUCAUAUGCUGUUUCAAGCAGCAUGCCCGAUGUUUCAAGGAUAUUGGAGCUUAACAUGCCAAGUAAAAUAGAGGCUGUUUUAGAUUUCAUACAAAAUAUAAUGAUAGCAGAUUUGGACCCUGCAACAGCAAAAUCAAUAAUUGGUAUAUUAGGGCCUUUGCUCUCAGCAUUUGCCUUUCUCUUUAUACUGAGAAUAGUUAUGUCUUGGUACCCAAAACUUCCUGUAGGGAAAUUCCCUUAUGUUAUAGCAUAUGCACCAACAGAACCACUUCUUGUGCCCACCAGGAAAUUAAUACCACCUGUUGGAGGAGUAGAUGUAACUCCUGUGGUUUGGUUUGGAUUGCUUAGUUUCCUCAAUGAAAUAUUGCUGGGUCCUCAAGGGCUUCUUGUCCUUAUCUCUCAAAAAGUUAGCUGAGAAUUUACUUGAAACAUGCAUUAGGAACCUUUACCUAUAUUGUACAUGAUUUAUUCCAUUUGUUAUAAACAAGUGAUUGAAUAUCGUGGUCGAA